Molecule: messenger RNA, 1376 nt
Organism: Dermacentor silvarum
Lineage: Eukaryota; Metazoa; Arthropoda; Arachnida; Ixodida; Ixodidae
Exons: 7
Coding region: 120-1376 (418 amino acids)
Source: RefSeq, a predicted model, not a curated record
CUCAGAGCACAAUUGCAUUUCAAGUCCCGACUCUUGACCACUUUAGGUUCAUUUUUCGCUUUCUUUUCUUGCGGUAGACCACUUCAUGAGGAAUGUGAAGAACAGAACGCGCCAAUAACAUGCGCGGGAUUUCUAUUUUGGCAGCCCUGGUGGUAUUUGCCACCCAUGCAUACGGUGGACCUCUGAACAGACUGUUUUGCCCUCCAUUAUGCAACCCACGACCGGAGACGCCCCUGAGAAGUUGCGUACACAGUUGUGGCUUUCUAAGAUACGGCAAAUACUAUGAUGGCAGCCGUUGUUGGUACUUUGGUCGAUCCGGAAAAUUCCUUAGGAUCAAAGGCUACUGCAAGCAAGGGUUGUGCCUCAGAGUUUUAACUACAGGUUACGAAGGCUCUGAUGCACAGACGUACUGCGGCGUUGACCAAACUAAAGUUGUCUUGCACAAAGCGACAGAGGGAAAAGGGUCCCUGUUGAGUGUUACUCAAACCAAUGGGCAUACAUCGACCGAAAAGACCAACGCAGUCACCGCUGAAGACCCACACCUGUCAGAGUUCAAGUCUACAAACACUACUAGACUGGAAGCCACUGUACUUGCCCACACCGACAACUCGACAAAGGGAACAAAUUAUGGAAACGGUAGUUUAGAAGACAGCACGGUAGGGUCCACAAAUGUCGCUGUAACGAAACUAGGGAGGAGUGGUAUCCAUGGUACACACAUAGAAGAGAGCACAGCUGCAGAAACAACAGUUCUGAAUAAGACAGCCAGUGGCUUGCCCCACAGGGAAAUAAAAACUGUGCAACCAUCACAUCCCCAAGAAAAACGUGCGAAACAAGGUUCCACAUAUAUAAACAAGCACACUAACACACAACCAGCGCUUACCUCAAGCGCACAUGAUCAAAACACGACCACCACAGGUCUCAGACCGCCACCCUUUCCGUUCGAAAGGUCUAGCGACAACGCUAAAACUGAUAAGCUUCUUCUUAAUUUCAAGGACGAAACGCCUGUGAGUUCUACAGCACUAACACCUGUAGAAAAAGCACAAGAAGGCAUGUUAGAAACAAAAAUGAGCACAAAUGCCAGUGGUUAUCCAGUCCCGACACCCGCGCACAGUCCAGAGGACACAAAAACAGGCGUUCCAUCUUCAGUCCUCGGUGUUACACCACCUACCGAACUAAUUCACACUGCAGGUACUAAUCCUCAUGAAAGUACGAAAGAGUCGGCUGUCCCCACUGCAAUGACGACUCUAGUAACGACUCCUGACACUCUUACGGAAACAGCUACGCUCCUGAAUCCCCCAGACGUUGCACACGCAGAUAAUGUAACGGAGACCCUUAAUCGCACCGACACGCACAUAACUAACCUGCUCGGUUCAUGA